Molecule: messenger RNA, 1390 nt
Organism: Durusdinium trenchii
Lineage: Eukaryota; Dinophyceae; Suessiales; Symbiodiniaceae
Source: the annotation of a GenBank genome assembly
CUUGUACCCACCCGACACAGGGUGACGCACUAGAACCACAUGUAUGCGGAGAGGGAAACAUGUGAGACCGGCCCCGAAAAGAUCUUCACUACGAGCAGGGUUUUUUCCACGUCCAUGUUAGUGACUGUCAGUGAGUGGGAGUGUACCAGCCAAGCAAAUCACCCGUGGCCUUCGCCUUGGCUCAAGAGCCUUGGGGGGCACUGCCUGCCAGGCAGCACUGACGACCAAUGCUGCAAAUCCAUGUGCUGUCAGGGUCCCUAGCUGCUGAACUUCAAGAAGACGAUUUGGGUCCCAUCAUCCAAAGUGAUAAGCCAGUCAGGGCACUGAAAGAGCACCUGGCUCUUCGAACCGGUAUUUCCAGGUAUCGGCAACGACUUUUCAGAGAAAGCAUCGACCUGCGGGAUGAUGCUCCAGUCACGCCGCGAGGCCAUCUGCACCUGGUGAUGUUGAACUUUCAAGAUCCUGAAGCUGCAACACUGCAAUCAUUGGCUUCAGCGUGUGCCAGCGGCCGGGCGGAGGAGGUGGAAGCAAUGCUCCAAGCUCCGCACAAUCCUAACAUACGAGAUCUCGAUGGCUUAGAACCUGGUGGCACUGCUUUGCAGUUGGCAAGCCGGCAUGGGCACAUUGAAGUAGUGCAACAGUUGCUGGAGGCAAAAGCUGACAAGGAUGCUGCCAAGCAAGAUGGCCAUACAGCAUUGCACUUGGCAAGUGCUGAGGGGCACUUGGAAGUAGUGCGGGAGUUGCUGCAGGCAGGCGCUGACCAGGAUCGUGCGGCAGACGAUGGGUCCACAGCUUUGCACUGGGCAAGUCCACACGGGCACCUGGAUGUUGUCCGAGAGUUGCUGCGAGCAGGCGUUAAGAAGGAUGCUGUGGAACAAGAUGGCCACACAGCUUUGCACUUGGCAAGCCAUUUUGGACACUUGGAAGUAGUGCGGGAGUUGCUGCAGGCAGGCGCAAACCAGGAUCAUGCGGCAGACGAUGGGUCCACAGCUUUGCACUUGGCAAGUCCACAUGGGCACUUGGAUGUAGUCCGAGAGUUGUUGCAGGCAGGCGUUAAGAAGGAUGCGGUGGAGCAAGAUGGCCACACAGCUUUGCACUUGGCAAGUCGUUACGGGCACUUAGAAGUAGUGCGAGAGUUGCUGCAGGCCUCGGCAGACCAGGAUCAUGUGUCGCAAGAUGGCUCGACAGCUUUGCAAUCGGCAUAUUUGAAUGGACACUGGGACGUGGUGCAGUUGCUGCUGGAGUUUCCCAUUGGAAGACGUCGACUAUAGAUGCAUGUCCUAACGGAAUUGCAUGUGUUUGAGGUGCUCCGAAGAAGCACUAGCGUCGCUGGACGCGCAGUGGAUUGGACCCGGCCGCUGCAUGCAACGCGCUCCACUCGCUUGGCGGC